UGGCCUCUUCCUGGGCUGAGGUGACCGGGCUCCAACUAUAGGGCCAAGGGCCAAGGUGACUCAUGCCAGGGGAGCCUGAGUCCCACCUGGGAAACUGCACACCUCUGCACUCCCCAGCUACCCCCUGGCAGCCCCAGGUUCCCCUAGGGACUGAAAGCUCCAGCCUGGGUGGAGAGGGUGGUGCCGGUGCCUGAGAAGCAGGCUUCUCCUCGGGAUAUUUACUUGGAAAUUUUAUUCAAAUGGAGCUGGCGCCUGAGCUCUCCUUGGGGACUCCAGGGGGGUGGGGAGGGCUGGGACUAGCUUCCCCCUUCCUCUUCUGGGCGCCUGGCCACCCUGAGUCCCAGCUGUUCUCAGCCUUCCUACAAGCUGGCUACAGUGAGCCAGGCCCCUGCACCCACCCCUCCUGCCUCAGGCCCCUUCCGAAGGGUCCCAGGACUCACUGGCCUUGGGGAGUGAGUGUCGGGCUGCAGGCCUCUGCUCCCUUGGCCAUUCUUCCCCAGCCUCCUCCUCCCUUCCGUUUCCGAGGGAGGCUGCUGUGGCCCAGCAUGGGGCAGAGGGGCCGGCCGGGCUCACCCGCCCCUUCCCCUCUGCGGCCCGCCCUGGCCUGGGCCAACUGAAACCGCGAGAGGAGGAAGCGCCGAACCAGGAACUGGCCGGGUCCGUGUGGGCCUAAGUCAUCCACAGCUGCCCAGGAGCAGGAGCAGCUGCCUGCGAGGGUAACUCCAGCCCAGGGCCCCAGGAGGCAUUGCAAGGACGCCACCAUGGGCUUCUCUUCGGAGCUGUGCAGCCCCCAAGGCCACGGGGCAGUGCAGCAGAUGCAGGAAGCUGAGCUUCGCCUGCUGGAGGGCAUGAGGAAGUGGAUGGCCCAGCGGGUCAAGAGCGACCGGGAAUAUGCAGGGCUGCUCCAUCACAUGUCCCUGCAGGAUGCUGGGGGCCAGAGCCGGAGUGGUGGCCUGGACAGUUCCGUCAACCAGUCCUGGGCUGAGAUCACCAGCCAGACCGAAGGGCUGAGCCGAGUGUUGCGGCAGCACGCAGAGGACCUGAACUCAGGGCCACUGAGCAAGCUGAGCCUGCUGAUCCGGGAGCGGCAGCAGCUGCGCAAGACCUACAGUGAGCAGUGGCAGCAGCUGCAGCAGGAGCUUACCAAGACCCACAGCCAGGACAUCGAGAAGCUGAAGAGCCAAUACCGAGCCCUGGCCCGGGACAGCGCCCAAGCCAGGCGCAAGUACCAGGAGGCCAGCAAAGCAGACAAGGACCGGGACAAAGCCAAGGACAAGUACGUGCGCAGCCUGUGGAAGCUGUUUGCCCACCACAACCGCUAUGUGCUGGGUGUGCGGGCCGCACAGCUGCACCACCAGCACCACCACCAGCUUAUGCUGCCCAGCAUGCUGCAGUCCCUGCAGGACCUGCACGAGGAGAUGGCGCACGUGCUGAAGGAGAUCCUGCAGGAGUACCUGGAGAUUAGCAGCCUGGUGCAGGACGAGGUGGUGGCCAUUCACCAGGAGAUGGCUGCAGCUGUGGCCCGUAUCCAGCCCGAGGCGGAGUACCAGGGUUUCCUGCAACAGUACGGCUCUGCCCCUGACGUCCCACCCUGUGUCACCUUCGAUGAGUCACUGCUUGAGGAGGGUGAGCAGCUGGAGCCCGGGGAGCUGCAGCUGAACGAGCUUACCGUCGAGAGCGUGCAGCACACGUGGGUGGCAGCCUGGCAAGGGCCCCGGGGGUUCCCUGCAGACCACGGGUGUCAUGUGGGCAGGCUGACCUCGGUGACAGAUGACCUCGCGGUGGCCACCGAGACUGUGCUGAGCCGGAAGGAGGCAGUCAGCCAGCUGCAAAGAGAGCUCUGGAGUGAGGAGCAGAAAACCCACCCCCGAGAGCGGGUACAGCUGCUGGGCAAGAGGCAGGCGCUGCAGGAGGCGCUGCAGGGGCUGCAGGUUGCGCUGUGCAGCCAGGCCAAGCUGCAGGCCCAGCAGGAGCUGCUGCAAACCAAGCUGGAGCAGCUGGGCCCCGGUGAGCCCCCAGCCGUGCUGCUCCUGCAGGAUGACCGCCACUCCACCUCAUCCUCGGAGCAGGAGCGAGAGGGGGGAAGGACGCCCACGCUGGAGAUCAUCAAGAGCCACUUCUCAGGAAUCUUCCGCCCCAAAUUCUCUCUCCCCCCACCGCUGCAACUGGUUCCUGAGGUGCAGAAGCCCCUGCACGAGCAGCUGUGGUACCACGGGGCCAUCCCACGGGCGGAGGUGGCAGAGCUGCUCACGAACUCCGGGGACUUCCUGGUGCGGGAGAGCCAGGGCAAGCAGGAGUACGUGCUGUCGGUGCUGUGGGAUGGCCUGCCACGCCACUUCAUCAUCCAGUCCUCCGACAAUCUGUACCGCCUGGAGGGUGAUGGCUUUCCCAGCAUCCCCUUGCUCAUCGACCACCUGCUCUGCUCCCAGCAGCCCCUCACCAAGAAGAGUGGAGUUGUCCUGUAUAGGGCAGUGCCCAAGGACAAGUGGGUGCUCAACCACGAGGACCUGGUGUUGGGUGAACAGAUUGGGCGGGGCAACUUUGGUGAAGUGUUCAGCGGGCGCCUUCGAGCGGACAACACACUGGUGGCAGUGAAGUCUUGUCGGGAGACACUGCCUCCUGACCUCAAGGCCAAGUUUCUACAAGAAGCCAGGAUCCUGAAGCAGUACAGCCACCCCAACAUUGUGCGGCUCAUCGGUGUCUGCACCCAGAAGCAGCCCAUCUACAUUGUCAUGGAGCUGGUGCAAGGGGGCGACUUUCUGACCUUCCUGCGGACCGAGGGAGCCCGCCUGCGUGUGAAGACACUGCUGCAGAUGGUGGGGGAUGCAGCUGCCGGCAUGGAGUACUUGGAGAGCAAGUGUUGCAUCCACCGGGACCUGGCUGCUCGAAACUGUCUUGUGACAGAGAAGAAUGUCCUGAAGAUCAGUGACUUUGGGAUGUCCCGGGAGGAGGCAGAUGGGAUCUACGCAGCCUCAGGGGGCCUCAGACAAGUACCUGUGAAGUGGACUGCUCCUGAGGCCCUUAACUAUGGCCGCUACUCCUCUGAGAGUGACGUGUGGAGCUUUGGCAUCUUGCUUUGGGAGACCUUCAGCCUGGGGUCCUCGCCCUACCCCAACCUCAGCAACCAGCAGACAAGGGAGUUUGUGGAGAAGGGUAAGGGACCUGCGCAUGUCAGCAGCCCAGGCUACAGCCCACCCCCCCAUGCUUCCUUCUCCUUUGGCUUCCUACCCUUCCUACUGGAGCCAGGUAAGAAAUCCUCUAAGCCAGACAUAGUGGUGCACUCUGAAGGGCUGAGGCAGCAGGAUUGCAAGUUUGAGCCCAGUUUGCACAACUUUAGUGAGACCCUGUCUCAAAAAAAUAAAAAAAGGACAUGAGAAAAAUUUAAAAACCUCAGUAUGAAGGCCCUGGGUUCAAUCCCCAGGACCACAAAAAACAACAAAAAGAGAAUCAUCCUAUAGCUCCCCCUGAGUAGAGCACUUAUCUACGCCAAAUUCAUCAGCUCAUUUGCUCUUUCCUAUGUAAGGUGGGAUCAACAUGUCCCUUUUGCAGAUGGAAACACUGAGCCUUGCAGAGUCAUCCAACCAGCAGAUGGGGAGGUGGAGAAUAGAACCAGGGCUUCUGUCCUGGGAUCUGUGGUGUAAACAAGAGUGGCUCCUUAGGGACAGCACUUCAUGAGCAGCUCCUGUUGCUCACAGCUGGCCCCAGGGGACCCCUCCUCAUGCCCAGUGUUGUGCCUGUCCUCCCAGGGGGUCGCCUGCCCUGCCCGGAGCUGUGCCCUGAUGCCGUGUUCCGGCUCAUGGAGCAGUGCUGGGCCUACGAGCCUGGGCAGCGGCCCAGCUUCAGCACCAUCUCCCAGGAGCUGCAGAGUAUCCGGAAGCGGCAUCGGUGAGGCUGGGGCUCCUGUGCCAGCCUGUGGCAUCUGCAGGCUGAAAUGUACCUCCUCUGCAGCUCUGGCUCACACCGAGGGACAGCACUCCACAGUCCUGGGCUCUAGCCACCAGCAGCCCUGCUGCCACAAGGUCUGUUCUGGUCCCUGUUCCUGCCGGGCUGUCCUUCUUUGGCCAGAAACAAUAAAACCACUUGUGCCCAUCUCAUGGUCUUGGCAUCACACUCCUCUGGAGGCCAGGUCUUAGGAGCAGGCAGGACCUGGGCAGUGGUGGGAGUGGGGAGGGAGGGCCAGGCCAAGCUGAUUUGGUAGUAGUUGGAGGUGUGGGCCUGAGCAGAGGCUGAGCUCAAGAUGAUGUACAGGCUUUGGCCAGAUGGUGGCACUGUUCCAUGAGAAGAUAGCCCAAGGAGGAGGAACCCUGUGGGGAGGAUUUAGAUGAUUUAGGGGAGGAUUUAGCAUUUAGAGAUGUACAUUGGAGGGGCCUGAAAAAUAAAAAGUGGGUAGAUUGGUCUGGAAGCCCAAAUGGAAGUGUGAAAGUCAUUGGAUCGUAAGUGUCAGAGAGUGGCUGACACCAUGGAUGCAUACAAGUCACAUAAAAUUUGGGAGGAGAAAAAAAAAUUGGGGGAGAAAAGGAGAGGAGAAGGAAGGGCUAAGGUUCACUCAAAGGGGACAGAUGUGGCUCAAGAGGGGAAAACUACUUCUCCAAGGAGUUCAUCUCUCAAUAUGCUUCCUGGGCACUGGAGUGGCAGGUGGGGUGCCCUUGCCCCCCACCCCUAAGUCCCUUGGAAACAUUCCCAGCAGAAAUAGCAAAGGUCAAGAAGAUACAGUAGGGGCCGGGGAUUUAGCUCAGUGGUUUUGCCGCAUGCUGCGCAAGCACAAGGACCUAAGUUUGAUCCCCACCCCACACCAAAAAAAAAAAAAAAAAAGAAGAUACAGUAGUAUGGGGCCGAA
This is a messenger RNA of Heterocephalus glaber (naked mole-rat), 4837 nucleotides long. NCBI's taxonomy places the organism in Eukaryota, Metazoa, Chordata, Mammalia, Rodentia, Bathyergidae. The record is from RefSeq and is a predicted model, not a curated record.